CUGAAGAGGAACCCCUGUGAUUUGUGGAGUUACUUCAAAGAACGCAUGGUUUUUUCAUCAAGGAGCAUUUUUCUUAGCAUGCUUCCAACGAUAAUGCCCCUUUGAAACGUAUGGUACUGGUGGUCCACGUUUCUUCUGUUCCUGUGUUCCAGAUGUCUCUGCGUUCUCUGCUCCAUGACAUAAGUUCUGGCUGUGGAAGUACGAUUAGUGAUUAGUGAUUAGUGAAGAGUGCAAAAGUUUAGAAAACCUUAAACAGGACAACAGUUUGGUUGAAAAACAACAUUCAGCAACAUCAGUGAACGCAGUUCAACAGCAUAGUUUUUCCAAACCAAACUAUAAACAACCCUCAUCCAAGUCUGCAAACAACCACCCGAAAACCCCCUGCUGGUCAUGCGGGGGAAUGCAUUUCAACCGAGAUUGCCCGUACCGAGAGCAUCAGUGCCGUGAUUGCCGGAAAAAGGGGCACAAAGAGGGGUAUUGUGUCUGCUUCCUCAAGAAGACCCCCGGGAAGAAGAAGUUUCAACCGAAAAACAAAACAUGUAAAGUUGUUUCGGUGAAAAGUGUGAACCAGCGGAGAAAGUAUGCGGAAGUUAUGAUCAACAACUGUCCAGUCCGGUUGCAGAUAGAUUCGGCGUCCGAUAUUACUAUUAUUUCGGACACAAACUGGCGGCAACUCGGACAACCGCUGGGACAAGCACCGUGCGACGCGAGAACAGCUUCCGGAGAACCACUCGAUCUCGCUCUGGAGUUCUGGGCCGAGGCACAAAUCGGCGGCGUGACAAAAUCAGGUUUGUGUCGUGUUGCUUCUGCUAAUCCUAAUCUGAAUAUUUUAGGCUCAGAUUGGUUAGACCUUUUCGGCUUGUGGGACGUACCAAUAAGUGCUUACUGCAAACAAGUAAACACGACAUCGCAAUCAUCCAAGCACUUUUGUCAAACGAAAUUCCCAAAGUUUUUCACCGAGAGUAUGGGCCUGUGUACCAAGGUUAAGGCUCAACUGACGCUAAAGGGCAACCCGAAACCAGUAUUCCGCCCUAAGCGUCCGGUUUCGUACAGCAUGCAGGCUGCAGUCGAAGACCUUCAUCGGCUCGAAAGUCUGGGCAUCCUCCAAGCAGUCGACCAUUCGGACUGGGCGGCACCAAUAGUGGCAGUGCGGAAACCGACAGGCAAAAUCCGUAUAUGUGCUGACUUCUCGGCGGGUUUGAACGCCGUUCUCGAACCCAAUCAGUACCCGUUGCCGCGCCCGGAAGACAUCUUCGCUAAAAUGUCCGGAUGCAAGUUCUUCAGCCACAUCGAUUUGUCAGACGCGUAUCUGCAGGUCGAGGUGGAACAGCGGGAUCAACAACUGCUCACCAUCAAUACCCAUCUCGGAUUGUUCCGGUAUACCCGGCUGAGUCCUGGAGUUAAAUCGGCUCCCGAUGCGUUCCAGAAAAUAAUCGACACCAUAAUUGCCAACUUGGAACUUUGCUGCGGUUAUCUCGACGAUCUGAUUGUAGGUGGACGAACCGUGGAGGAGCACAACCGCAACGUGGACCGUAUUUUGGGCAAGCUGGAGGAUUCACUGUGCGCAUCGAAAAGUGUAAUUUCUAUAUGCGCCAAGUGAAGUAUCUCGGACAGAUCUUAGACGGAGAUGGCAUCCGUCCCGACCCGGACAAAACUGCAGCGAUUGCUUCUAUGCCCGCUCCCCACGAUGUACCCACUCUUCGUUCUUACCUUGGGGCCGUAAACUACUACGCCAAGUAUGUCCCCGAAAUGCGCAAGUUACGGUACCCAAUGGAUCAACUGUUGAAAGCCGGAACGCCGUGGGAAUGGUCCCAUGAAUGUCAACAAGCUUUUAACCGGUUCCGAGAAAUUCUCCAAUCCCCGCUGGCCCUCAUGCACUACAAUCCAGACCUGGAAAUAAUCGUGUCGGCGGAUGCAUCGCAGUACGGUAUAGGAGCCCGAAUCGCACACAAAUUGCCAGAUGGUCAUGUUAAGGCAAUUUGUCACGCUUGUCGCAGUCUCACCCCAGCAGAAUCCAACUAUAGCCAAAUCGAAAAAGAAGGCCUUGCCUUAGUUUUCGCCGUUACCCGUUUCCACCGGAUGAUCUUCGGAAGACGGUUCACCUUGGAAACCGACCACAAACCACUUCUGUCCAUCUUCGGUUCCAAACAAGGCAUUCCUACACAGCAAAAAAAGUGUUGCGAUAUUACAUCAAAAUCGUGCACAUAACUUGAGUUGCAAUAGGUAUCUAAUAUUACAUUCUUUUGAUGUAAAAAAUCGCAGUAAACAAAUUCAAGCACGACGGUAAUAUUGAGCUCGUAAAAAUGUUUCAAAUGGUUUUGGAUGUUUCGAAAUUUACAUUCUCUUAUACGUUCGGUUAUUGUUAAGUUAUUUUUUGUAUUUGGAAGUGAAUUUUAAGGCCUUAAUUUAAGGUAUGAAUUUGUACCAAAGUAAUAGUAUCAACAUCAGGAUAUUAAAAAUAAAAAUAGGUUUUUGAUACUGUUGAUUUCUCAUUUAUUUAAAAU
This is a messenger RNA of Uranotaenia lowii, 2504 nucleotides long. RefSeq lists its product as uncharacterized. NCBI's taxonomy places the organism in Eukaryota, Metazoa, Arthropoda, Insecta, Diptera, Culicidae. The transcript has 2 exons. The record is from RefSeq and is a predicted model, not a curated record. The coding region runs from base 401 to 1600 and encodes 399 amino acids.